Caenorhabditis bovis is the source of this 1107-nucleotide messenger RNA. The record is from the annotation of a GenBank genome assembly. Lineage: Eukaryota; Metazoa; Nematoda; Chromadorea; Rhabditida; Rhabditidae.
AUGGAUUGUUUAAAAUCGAAGCUCAUCAUCAACCUUAUGAUUCCAGCCAGAUUCGCUGACUCAUUCGUGCUACCGAACCGACAUCGACUCCGCCCACUAGCAGCGAUCGCGGCGAGACACGAGAGACAGCGAGAAUCGAGCGACGAAGCGCGUAUAAAAGACGGCGAUCGACGUGUGAUUUUCACGAACUUCUCUCACUCAAAAAUGAAGUCGAUUCUUGUGCUCAUCGGGCUCGUCGUCGCCUCUCAGGCCGCUGUUCGCCGAGACACCGCUGUCAUUAUCAAUAAUGUUCAACACAACUUCAAAGACAACUGCUAUAUUAAAGCCGGAGGAGGCUGCAAAUGCGAUGUGAAAGAGGGACAUGAUGAGGUGACCACUCGCGAGUUUGACAACAUCGACUUCUGCAAGAAGCCGGUUGAACUCCAAACCGCUGAGAACAAGAAGAAGCUUGGCGACGAGAUCAAGCAGAAGUUCGGCGCGUUCAAGGAUAACUGCUUCCCGAAGCCAUCGGGAGGAUGCAAGUGCAACGUCGACUUGGGACACGGCGAGACUGUCAUUGAAUACUCGCGCGAUUCCGACUGCAAGAAGGCGGUCGAAGUGAAGACUGCUGAGGAUAAGAAGAAUGUGAACGAUGAGAUCAAGGAGAAGUUCGGCAACUUCAAGGAGAAUUGCUUCCCAAAGCCAUCGGGAGGAUGCAAGUGCAACGAAAAGGACGCGAAUGGAAAUGAGGUGGUGACGUCGUACAACAACGCCGAGCAGUGCAGUGUGCGCGCCAAGAGAGACAUUGGUGUCCAACACCAACGCCAGCCAUCGAGCGUCGCCCGCGCCAGCGUCAAGGAUUUGCCGCAGCACCAGAGCCGAUCGCAGCCCAACUAUGAUGUUCGCGAUCCGGUCCGAGAGCGAGCUCAGGCGAACUACGCCGCUGUUGUUGACGAGCUCAAGAACAAAUUCAAAGGACUGAAGGAUGGAUGCUAUCCACGACCGAGAGGGUGCCUUUGUGUCAUUGGAAAGACUCCAGAGGGACGCGACAUCACUGAGCGAAGAAUGAAGGAGUCCGAGUGUAAGUGUGCCGAAGGAGAGCGAGGACCUGGAUGUCCAGCUGCUUAG